UAAAUCCAGACACGCUCCUAAUAUGUCCCUUCCCCUGUUCCGUAGUUUGGGAAGCGGUUUGCGUAUGCAGCUGUUUCCGGCUGCCAGGUGUUGCCUGUGUUUCACGGAGCCCGCUGGGUCCUCAAAGCUGCAUUCUUGUAGUUGUGACUUUGGAACGAAGUGGAUGAAGCUCUGCGUUAAUGGGGAAGAAAAUGACUUAGCUAGCCGCGUCCAUCUCCGGAGAAGCUCAGCGGGGAAACUGAGACUAGGCCCGCGUAGUUUGCGCAAAGCCGUGUAGCUAGCUGGAAAGCACGCCAGCAACGCAGACAAGGCAACUCGGAGAAGACGAGGGUGCGGAGUGGAUUUUCAACAAAGACAAUCGGAUGCACUCGGGGGAAUAAUCAAAGCUCGCCGGUUGACCAUCAGAUAUCUGGCGUCCGUUAACGUCAUUACGAAAGACUUCUCCAAAGAUAUCAUGGUCAUCACCUCGCCUGGUGGCUAACUGGACAUUAAACUAUCCGGCUAACGUCCGUUGGCCAUAAAGUUUCUGUGCGAUUCACGCCACAAAAAACAGGACCCCCUAACGAUGACAGCAAUGUAAGUCCGAUUUCGAACCACCAAAACUCUUAUUUCUGUUUUUUAAAAGGGUCACACUCGGGCACAUUCGACCGCAAGCAGCAGUUUAUCCAUGAAACAAACGCGUUUAUUCCUUGUUGGUUUUUUUAAAACAAUAUUUUUUAUAAACCUCAUCAAAUAAAAAUAGUUUUAGGCAAGAUACGCCUCUGUGAUGGGAACAAUCGGCUAGCAGCCGUAACUGGAACCAAAAUAAUACAUUUCUAGCUGAUUGUCAACCAAUUGCGUUUACCUUUUUUUUUUAUCAUCCAGUUCGAUAUAGCACAGAAAUCUGCUGGCUGGCAUCAACUGUCUAGCUAAUUUGACUACGAUUUGCGAAGGAAAGUGAAUAAAAAUAGACAAUCCCGCAGGUUGGCUUCACGUUUUUUCCUCAGUGUAGCUAGCUAAGUGGCUUUAGCGUCGGUAAUAACGUCCUUGUGUUUUGGGAAUAAACAAAGGCGAACUGAGCGGCGCCGCGGCGAAGCUCGGUUAAUCAAACCGUGGAAAAAGGAGAGGGACAUGACAUUAUUGUUCGUGUAGCCAGUUGGGUAUUUUGGUGGUGAUUGGUUUAAAAUGCACCCUCGGUUAACAUUUAGCUAGCUACGUUAGCACAAGUAAAUCAUUUUUUAAAGGCUGCUCAUGUACUCUGCUCACAAUUUUGCAUGUUGGUUCAUGUUUAGUGACUCUUACGCGUGUGCAAACGUUACAUAAUUUAUAUGGCUAGUCAGCUGCGUAUUUCACCUGCAAGGGAGUACCAUCCUACACUAAGAAAAUUAAGCCUCGGCGCUCAAGGAAAAAUAAAUAGGUGAAAUUCCUGGGCGUUGUCACGCUAUUGUGUAGUGUUUGGGCAGGUAACAAGGGACAGUUUCAUUAAGGCAACACACCUGGUCGAUGUGUCAUUUACCCGAAUGACACGGUCAUGUCGUCAGUGCUAGCGAUUCCAAUAAACUGAAAGCGAAGUUACCCUACUUUUAAUAUUUUACGAAACGAAUCAGUUAACAUAAGUAGGCGAAUGGUGUUGCGAUAGGCUCAAAUAGAUAAUUGAGCUGUAUAAUCCGCCUCUUAAAUGACCAAAAUAAGUAGGCUAUCUUAAAAUGACCUUUCCAAGUUGAUGUUUACUUCUGGGUUUUUAAACUUUUUGUAACAGACAAGUCAGAGGUAUUUGGAAUAAGCGUUUUUGUUACCAAGUUUCUCCAACUGUCUAGUCCAGGAAAUACGCCAUAAAAUCUCCCCCCCAAAAACCCCUCCUUUUGAGAGACUGAAUAAUCAUGACCGCUGUAGCGAGUCGAGUUUGGGGGUGGGUGCGCCCAGCCCUCUCCUACCGGCCCUGGGGCGGAAAGCACGCGCCAGAGGAGGAAGAACCCGCGAAAGGCAGUUGGGGUUGGCCAGGUGUGCCGGCUUGGGUUUGGUGGGGUUGGAAGAAGCAGAGCGACCCCAUGGAAACGGACAUGCAGUACUGGGAGACGGAGGAGAGCAUCGAGAACAUGGAGGUCGAAGACCUGGGAGCCGCCAUGACGGUGGGGGAGGAAGCCACGGAGAGCGCCCCCAGGUGGUGGAGCCGAGUACUGCCUUCAACGUUAUUUUUUUGGCCGCGGGCGAGACAGUGGACCCAGGGCGGUUGGGAUAGCGACAGAGACGGGGCGGAAUCGGAUUACGGGACCCCUCCACCGUCCCCCACCCCGCCCUCGUCGCACCCCCACCCGGCCUCCCCGUUCCGCCUUUUCGCGGGGUCCUGGAAGGGCGAGGUCCUCCCGGAGCACUACGAGAUCUGCUUCAACUUCCUCCGCCACCUCUUCGACCUGCUGGUAGUGGGCUUCCUGUGGGCAGUGGCCCCGCCGGUCCGGGCCGUGCUGGAGGUGGCCGGCCUGCAGGGGGCGCUCAAGCUCUGGGUCCACGGGAUGGUGCUGUUCCUGGUGUCCACCACGGGCAUGGCGGGCAUCCUGUGGGUGAUCCAGGAGUACCUCCCGCAGUUCGCCUUGGUCUAUGGCAUCGUCCAGGCCCUGGUCAUCUCCGUCAGCGUCCGCCAGAGUGUCAUUCUGGGGGAGGGGGAGGAGGAAGAGGAGAGGGGAGGGGAAGAGCUGGACGGGGAGGAAGACGACGAGAGGGACAGGAGAGAGGAGGGGGAGGCGGAGCCUGUGGACGCCGCGGCUGAGGGCAGGAAAGGACAGAGCGCGGCCUGAAGGGGGGAGGACGUGGCGGCCUCAGGCGAUGGAGAGAAACCAGGCAAAGCCACAUCUUCAAGAACAACAUGCACAAAGUCCCCCGGCCCCAGCAGCCGAGUCCGGCCACAGUACUGUGUGAAAACUCUGGCCUUUGCGUCACCAGGGAUGGAAACAGCCAGACGAUGCUGCCUGGACUUUUCCUGUUUUUAGCCACAUUUUCACCUGGAUUAUCAACACUUUCAUUUCUUAUUUUUACCCCACGUCUCUCGCUCUGAAUGAACACUGUAGCACAAACUGCUACACCCUGUAGCACAAACUGCUACACGCUGCGGCACAAACUGCUACACGCUGCGGCACAAACUGCUACACGCUGCGGCACAAACUGCUACACGCUGCGGCACAAACUGCUACACGCUGCGGCACAAACUGCUACACGCUGCGGCACAAACUGCUACACCCUGUAGCUCAAACUGCACCAUCAACUUUGCUAUGAACUGUAUUUUUGGACAAGAAGAUGACCCCAUGAAGGGAAGUGAUUCAAAAUUGAGAAUAAUAAUAAUAACAACAUUAAUAAUAGCAUCAAUAAUUACAAUCAUAAAUGGACUACUUUAGUUAUUUUCUUUUAAUAGCCCGACAGCCGUAUAAGUCUUAUGUGCUGUAUACGUCUGGAUUGUGCAGUUUUUCGUGCAGAACUGAAAGCUUGAGGCCACUACACCGAAACUUUGACCUUUAUGGGGGGGGGGGGGGGUUAGGGUUCAGAACAGAGCGUUGAAAUGACUGAACCCUAACUUGGUUACAGUUCAGGGCAGGAAUCUCCAACUCCAGCCCCAUCAGCUAGGUUCUGGAUGAGGGGAGGGGAGGGGAGUGGGGGGGGCAGUGCCUGCUGGAUUUAGGCAUUUCCCCUGCCGCACCUCCGGGACCAGAGGUUGAGACCUCUACUAUAAGGUGAUCCAGUCCUGGUGAAAGAAGUGUGUUUCAUCCAGCAAGAUUAUACAGAUUAUAAAGAUUAUAAUCUAUUCCCUGUAACAGAUUAUACGACUAAGAAUCUAAGAGUGUUCAGUACAUACAGCGAACUGUGAAAGAGAAUGGAGUUCAGAGUGGGAGGUGUUAGAGUUCAACACACCAUUUGUGAACCUCAUUUCCCAUCAGCGUCUCUGGAAAGUGAAGCUACCUGGAGAACUUGGAGAGGAAGGGACAGAACCAGUGAUGUAGUUCAUUUGCAAUGUAACCAUGGCAACAGUGCUGUGAAUUCGUUCAGGCUCCCUUUCAAAUUAAAGGGUGAGGUGGCUGUUUUUUUUUUUUUUUUUUUUUUUUAACCAUUAAAAGGGUUUCAGGGCAAAAUGACUUGAACACCAGGCAAAGCUGAGGCUUGGUAAGGAAGCAGAGAGGACUUUGGAGAUGUUUAUUUCACUGCGAGUAUUUUCCACUUUCAGUUUUAAUGGUUUUAUUUUGUGUGCAGAAGCCUUGUCGAUAUUCCACUGCAUGAUAACUCCACUGUGUUUGAGAAGAGUUUUACUUUUACCUCUGGCUACACACUUUAUAUGUAAUAUAAAAUCUGCCCUGACUUCUGUCCUAUUGACCCCCGUGGUUCACCUAAUGCCCCUCUUUUAUCCCCCUCUUGGCAUCCAUAGUAAUUUCUGCAUUAUUUUCCUGUCCUCAUCUUUGCUAGUGUUUUGUAUCUCCACGUGCUAGCACACCCGUUUACUCUGCAUGUUUAAUGCUAACUCCAAAUAUGUAUGCGUAUAUAUUUAUCCUGUGUCUUUUGUACUUAAGCCCUGUAUGAUUUCAUAUAGUGUGCCAUAGACCAUGAACAGUGGAAAAAGCGUUGUUUUGGUGGCUACUUUUUCCGCUUUAAACAAACAAAAACAAAAAAAAACAUUUCUUAAUUUCCUGCCACACAUGGUUCCUGCUGUAAAGGUACUUCUCCAUCAGCUGGCAUAAGCCAAUCAGGCGGCCAUAUCCGGCUUUUAAACGCCAAGCGUUUUGCACGCGGAUGUGCAGGUGUUCAUGGCGAGUUAGGAUGACGCUACGUUAGAGCUGUAAAGUUUAAAAGCGGCUGCCUUUAGUUUGCUGGUUUCUGCAGUUCUGUCUCCAGUAGAUGUGUUCAGGGGUUUAGGAUUUCACUCCUGUUAAUGUGAUAAUAUUUUGGGGCGUGAAUUGAAACUGAAACACUCAUUUUCUGAAUACUUCUUUUUUUGUUAAUAAAAUAUCCCUGUGUGACCACAGUGAGGGAACUGAGUGAGAGUGCACUUUCCUGUAUUUACUGAUGCAAUGUGGAGUCUGCUUUAGUUUGACUGAUGUCAAAGGGACCGUUUUUGGUAAUACAAAUCAAAAUGGUAUGUUUAUGGUAUUAUUAUUAUUAUUAUUAUUUGUGAGCCAUAUUGAGUUGUUAAAUUCCAGCGGUUUGUGUGCAGCCGUAUUUUCCUUUUCCCCGCAUUAGAGGAAGAUUUGAUGGUGCUGCUGCCACGCAAAGAGCGGGUGUUAGAGAGGAAUGGAGCGGAUUACGGUUGUGUACUUCUGUGUUUUUUUGCCACGUGUGUUCAGUGUAAUCCUGAGCCCCCUUCACACCGCGGGGGAGGACUCUACCUGUUACCCACCGUUAUCCACCAGUGGACACUGAGCCCCAAAUAGAAUUUUCUCCUUGAAAAUAAAGUUGUUCUGUUUUUUUCUG
Molecule: messenger RNA, 5424 nt
Organism: Anguilla rostrata (American eel)
Lineage: Eukaryota; Metazoa; Chordata; Actinopteri; Anguilliformes; Anguillidae
Gene: c8h6orf47
Product: chromosome 8 C6orf47 homolog
Exons: 2
Coding region: 1860-2771 (303 amino acids)
Source: RefSeq, a predicted model, not a curated record